AUGGCGUCCGGAAACGAUGCAGGCGGUGGUCGUUUGAGCUGCAGCGCGACAGACCGCAAAGGACCGCCAGCUGGCCUCACCGUACGAGCCCUGGAUUGGCCACUCAGCAAAGACGAGAAGCGGCUUUGUGCCAUGAAGCUCUUCCAGCAAGAGGUUGAGGCAUCCGCAGAUCAGUUGGAUGAGCAGUCCGAGCAGAUCGACGAGCUGCAUGCAGAGAUCAAGGUCUUGAGACGGCUCUCCACCUGUUCCACGGCCGCGGGCUCCGUGUCGCCGGCUUCGGGCGAGGCGCCUGAUCACUGCGCUGAGGCCGAGCUGCGAGUACCGGGCCCUUGCGAGGAAACAUUGCUAUCGGCAGUACAAGCGUAUGAUGGGGCGAGCCAGAGAAGCCAUGCGCAACCGAACCGGUCGCCGGAGCAAAUCGCCAAGUUCUAUGGCGGCUGUGAAGAUCACGCAGCAGACUUUUGGGGCUGUGUAGCUGACAAGGACGACCUGACUCCGUUGGAGGCGGUCAUGUGGCUCGCAAGGUCUUUACCUGCUCCGAUCUUGGAGGGACGGUCAAGGCGCUGGCGAGCGACGCUCCUCCAAAGUGGCCACGGCCGCUCAGGCUUUGAGGAGCUUCGGGCACGGGCCUGGGCAUCAGCCGAGGCGCAGACUCUUCGACUGGAGGCAGAACGAGAGCUGCGGCGAACUUUCCGAGGUGAUGAGUUUAUGGAAAGUCCGGGCGUUCCAGAAGCAAUUGUAGAGAUUGCUCAAACUAUUUCGGCUCCGAAAGGCGAUCACCUUCCUGGAGCCACCCACAUCGCUGCCCUGCUCAUGUACGGCACCUCGGUUUGCGAGGCAUCCAUUGGAAGGUGGUUCUGUUGGGUCCCGUUGCCCUCGGUAGGAUUCGGGAGAAGACUUUGGCUUGAGCACAGACACACACACACACACUCGUGCACUCGUGCAAUCCUCCCUUUGGACUAA
This is a messenger RNA of Symbiodinium sp. CCMP2592, 963 nucleotides long. The record is from the annotation of a GenBank genome assembly. Lineage: Eukaryota; Dinophyceae; Suessiales; Symbiodiniaceae.